Sinocyclocheilus rhinocerous is the source of this 2426-nucleotide messenger RNA. RefSeq lists its product as uncharacterized. Bases 398 to 985 code for a protein of 195 amino acids. Gene Ontology annotation, biological process: regulation of immune response. The transcript has 6 exons. Gene Ontology annotation, cellular component: membrane. The record is from RefSeq and is a predicted model, not a curated record. NCBI's taxonomy places the organism in Eukaryota, Metazoa, Chordata, Actinopteri, Cypriniformes, Cyprinidae.
UCCUCUUUUCCUCCCUCCCUCCCCUGGCUCUCUCUCUUUCUCUCUCUCUCUCUACCUCCCUCUUCCGCACUCUAUUUCUCACUCGCACAAUUUCUACAUGUCUCUGUCGCUACGGCAACCAAUGCUUUUCCCCACUUCCAGGCGCUCUGUCUCUCUCCCACUCCCUUCUUCAGUGGCAUGAGGUAGGCAUGUGAGCCGAUAUCCGUCUUGAAAGUUCGAAUCUGCAUGUUUCCAAGUGUGUGUAGGUGUAUUUGUGAGUGUUCCCUGGAAGUCAGUGUGCCCUAAAUCUGGAUACAGAUGUUGAGUUUUGUUUGACGGCUCGGGAAGAGGCUUAACGCACGGAAAGCAUCCACAGAGAUGAUCGGAGCGGCAAGGAGUCAGUGAACAGGCUGAAGCGAUGGAGCGAUGCUCCAUCUCUCCCCACAUUGGAUUCAUUCCCCUUUGGAGCUUCCUGCUGGUCACUGUAAUUUUUUGCACUGCCACCGGUGACACAGAUGACAGGAAGUGGGAGGAGUUGGGCGAAAUGCAGAUGCCAGUCACGGCACAGGCCAGCACCACACAGCUCUGGGCGGUGGACUGGGGUCCCACGCAGCCCCUGGAGGACGAAACCCAUCACUUCCUGUCCAGCCUGGAGACGGAGAAUUUGAGGGUGACUACGCCCGAGGACUGGUCGCAUCGUCGGAGCAUGCCCGCCAAUCGAACGCAACGCCCAACUACGGGAGAGAGGGACAAAAUAGAGACAGAAGAGCAGGACACCAAGCAAGUGGACCCACAGUUUUAUGUGACGGUGACAAUUUCAUCUCUGCUGAUUCUCUCUGCGGUCAUCAUCUCUGCUAAACUCUGUUACGACCGCAGUCUCUCUCAGCGCUCUCCGCCUCUCUCCCUUGCUGUCUCUCGGUCCAUAGCUCAGGAGGACAGCAGGCAGACACUGCACAGCACUCCAUCCUUCCCCGACAGAGAGAGGAUACCAGUGGUCAAUCUUUGAAGAGCUGACUGUUUCCGAGCAUGAUAAUCAAAUCCCGCCGGCAUGACACAGACUUUGGGGUGGCCGUUGGUGUGAACACGUGGGCAAGCCAUCCGAAUGUACAUAACAUGUAUAUAGACAUAUAUGGAUAAAUACUUCUGUUUGGACACUCUGAUGGAGACUGUGAGGUUUAGUGGUCCAGUGGCUCUUCCAGUGUCGUUUUUACAGUAUUAAUCUAAUUAGCUCAACGCAGCCAUUCAGAAGGGCUCUGGGAAUGCUAAGUCCUCUACCAUAAAAACAAUCAUUAGCUUCUGAUCCUGGAAUAAGCUGUGAUGUAUGUAGUCAUUAAUUUAGUAACCGGCGUGACAUGCUUGCAUCUCAUGCAUACAAAGUUACAGCUGCCCACCGCUGCCUUUAUCACACUUUGUGUAGCAUUUAUUUGAGCUUAAUGAAUGUUAUUUUGAGUUAUUUUGAAGUUAAAUAUAAUUCACAUCAUUUGUUUAUAGUGUUUUGUUUCAUAUGGCUCCGUGUCCCAUGGCAACAGUGGACUGCAAUGACGUCAGCUAAUAUAAACAGAUAUCUGGAAACACCUCUGCAGUGUUACCUUAUAAUUUACACUAAUUAUCUGACGAACGUUUUCGUAAAUCUGGCUCAACAUCUGUUGAGGUGUUCGUGAAAUUUACGUAAUUCUAUUCCAAGUGUGUUGUUAUGGUUCUUAUUAGUGUUAUACUUCUAAAUCAUGGCCAUAUAGCUCUUCUCGGGGGUCUUUUUUGGUUAGCAGAAAGCUAGCACUCACCACAGUGGUCGAUGUGUGUGAUGUUUUCAUGUUGAGUUUAUGGAAAGCACAAUUAAGGACAUGUGUGAACACAUACUGAAAAAUAAGCUUGGCGCUUCCAUGGCAUAUUUAGUUUGAUGAUAAGCAAUUAAAAAAACAUGCCACACAAGUUUGUUUGAUCUAUCGCAAUGCUAAAAACCCAUGGCUAGCGAGGCAGCUUGGGGUUUCUUGUUUAUGAACCACAACUAUCAGGAGGGUUUGGGUUUUUAGACGAUAGAAACAUUUUUAAAUCUGUCCUGAAGUCAGUUGUGCCGUCAGUGUUUACUUCUGUAUUUUGACUAAUUUGAUAAUAAAAGAGGAUAUUCAACAGGAAAAAUUAAGGAAGGACGUUCUAAAGGACAAUUGUGAAAAACUGGCGUUCUUUUUCAGAAUGGAGUCAGACUGAAUGCAAAUUUGCAAAAUCAGUGCGUGGAUAGCUAAUUGGCUAAUCAGGGGUUAACGUUAUCCAAUACAGUGCAACAGUGUCCGCCUACUUUAUCAGCGGGCUUGAUUUCGGAAGUAAUUUUCCCAUUCUUUUUUCCCCAUAGGGAUUUAAAAUAAAGUCUUUAAGAGUUAUAAGCCAUGAACCAAAUCAACCAACUGAAUCACAACAUUGCAAACUUUCAUUUGAAGCAAAAAAGUAAAAAA